Messenger RNA from Hyla sarda, 6729 nucleotides. RefSeq names its product ciliary rootlet coiled-coil, rootletin family member 2 (gene CROCC2). The record is from RefSeq and is a predicted model, not a curated record. The transcript is spliced from 36 exons. NCBI's taxonomy places the organism in Eukaryota, Metazoa, Chordata, Amphibia, Anura, Hylidae. The coding region runs from base 190 to 6105 and encodes 1971 amino acids.
UGCCAAUCACUGCCGCCCGCAGCGCGAGCCCACCUUUUUCGGCCGCUGCCCCGCCGCUUUCCGUUACCAGGGUAACGACCGGAGCUUCGGCGUCCGCUAUUACCAUGGUAACAGUAAGAUCUGGCUUCUUGGCCCACAGCAGAAGGUCAGAAGGUGGUGGAGCGCAGUGCGGAGCAGACAGGGACAGGCAUGGCCAGCAGUGAGGAAGCAUCUCCUAUGAAGCUGGAGGCGGUCAUUCAGCGCCUGGAACAUACAGUCCUCAAUCCAGAAAAUGCAGCUGAAGAGAGAAUAUUGAGUGUUCGGAGUGCGGAGGGCGAGAAGGACACACUCACUCCCGUACCUGCCCGAAUCCGAGAAAUUAUCACCCAGAAUCUGAGUGAAGACUCAAGCCAAAGAUACACGGACCCAUAUCCUGAUGUCAGUUUGAAGGAGGAAAACAGAUCUCUGCAAGAUGAAUUAUUUCGCUUGAAAGACUUGCUGGCAAUAACCCGUGCUGAACGCGAUGACCUUACCAUAAAGAACCAUGCCAUAAGUGAGAAGCUGGAACAGCAUCAGACACAAAGAUCAGAGGAAAGUGAAGCCAUGCUAGAUUUAAAACAUCAUUUUCAGGAGGAGGAGAUGGCGUAUAAACGCAAGUUAUCCGCUUACCAGGAAGGACAGCAGAGACAGGCCCAGUUGGUGCAGAGACUGCAAAAUAAGGUCUUACAGUAUAAGAGCCGAUGUGGGGAAAUGGAACAACAGCUCCUCGAGAAAACCUCAGAAAGUGAGCAGCAAAAACUGUUGUUACAGGCAAAACUAGAUUCAGCAGAAUCUACUCUCCACAGAAUAAAUCAAGAUCACAGCACGGAGGUUAAGAACGCCCUCACAAGGCUGGAGGAAGAGCAGCAGAGGAGCAGCAGCCUAGCUCAGGUUAAUAUGACUCUGCGGGAGCAGAUGGAACAGCUCAAGUUAACAAGUGAUAAACUGACUGAAGAGAUGCGGAAAGUGACCACCGACCUGCACAGAUCACAGGAUGAGUUGGAGCAGCGAGAGUCUGAGUGGGGGAAAGAGAGAGAGACAUAUACUUCAUACCUGGGCAGUGAGCAGAGCAAUAUAAUGGUCUUGUGGCGGCAGACAGCAACACUGCGCGGUCAGUUUCUGGACAUGCGUGCUAUGGCAGAGAGGGGUCUUGCUGAAAUGAAAACAGACAUUUCCCGUAGUUUACGCCGCAUGCACACAGCCUGCCUGAAUUUGGACUCAAACCUCCGCCUUUCCCAGAACGCUGCUGGGGCACCUCUUCAUACAACUCGUCUGGAACAGCAGCUCCGAGACAAAGUGAGACAGAUGAUUCAACUGCAAGGCCAGUGGGAUGCUGAGAAAGUGGAACUGAACUCCAGAAUCAAGGAGCUGUCUACGAAAGUUGACAAGCUGAAAGAUGAGAACAAUCGGAUGGAGAAGGAAAAGCAAAGACUAGAAAGUACUGGCUGUAACACCUGGCAAGAGCUGGAAGGUGUCAGAGAGGAAUGUGAAUCACUGCAGCAGAUCUUAAAUACCAUCACUCAGAUGUGUCAAGCAGAUACUCUGCCCGAUACUGUGAAUACAGAGGUAGAUGGGAAUGCUGCUGAUGAAAUGGGACGUUCUGUAUCUCCAUCCAGCAGGAGAUCUCCGACUCGUAUGCGUUCACCUCAUAGACAAGACACGGCCAUUAAGGCAGUACAGAGUUCUCUACAGAGACGCCGGGAUAGAGAGAACGAGCUGCUCUCUGAAUUGGCGAGUGCACUACAGUCUGUGGAGGACACCAAGAGGCAGCUGAUGGAGAGUCUGCAGGAUUCAGAGAGAAGAGGACAUGAGUUAAAAAGGGAGAAGGAUGAGAUCAGUAAUCUAAUGGAGAACAUAAAACAAGAAUCUCUGAGAUGUCAGUCCAGUCUGGAGGCUCUAAAGAGAGAGAAAGAGGCAAUAGAAGAGUCUUUAGGGACAGCAAAACAGAGGACAGAGGCAUCCCUGAUGGAGAUCGAACGACUGAAGGCUGUGAACACAGAGUUACUACGGCAAAGGGAGGUUCUGGAAGAGCAGAAGGAGGAAUUGAGCAGAGAGCGAGAACGUAACCAGAAAGAGCUGGAGAGAGGGCAAAGGACCCAAGAGAAGUUGGAAGAAAAAGUUUCAAUGCUAAAGAAAGACCUGGUUACUGUCAGAGAGAGCCUGAGUCAGAUGGCACUUGAAAGAGAUGUCCUGCAAGGAGAGAAAGAUGCUGUAUCCAGUGCUCUAAGCAAGGCUGAGUCUAACAGAGCGGAACUGGAGCUGGCUUUAAACCAGAUGUGCAGUGAACGGGCCUCAUUAAACGACUCAUUGGCCAAAAUGGGUGCAUUGAACGAAGGCUUAGCCCAAGAUAAAGUAGCCCUGAAUCGUCUGCUUUUACAGCUUGAGGCUGAGCGCAGCGCGCUGCAAGAGGAUAGGCGUGUUAGCGAGGCUAGCUGUGCUGCAUUGAGGGAGCAACGAGAAGCACUGGAGCUUGAGGUGUCUCAGCUGCAACCAGAACGAGCCAUGUUGGAGCGGAGGUGCCGGGAGAUGGAGGAGAAGCAGCAGAGGACUGAGGAGCAGCUCCAUGGGGUAUCCAGGGAGAGAGCCAAGUUGAAGGAGCAGCUUGCACAGGCCAAUACAGUAGCACAGACACUUCAAGAUCAGUUGCAAGAAAAUCGAAGGGAAUUGGACAUUCAAGCAUCAGCCUUGCAGCGUGCAGGACAGCGCAUUGAAGAACUGACCAAUCAAAAUGCGGAGCUUGGCGUUCAGGUAGCAGCCCUGGAGGCGGAAAGACAAGAGCAAGAAGAUGAAAUUGCUGAUUUGCGGGCCCAAAAGGAAUCUCUAGAGAGCGCCUUGUAUGAUGCACAGCGCCGGGUGGCACAGCUGGAAGAUCGCAAACAGCAACUGGAAGGAGAGAUUCACACACUAAUGCUUGCUAAACAAAACCUUCAAGCUGAGGCUCAACAACAGGCCCUGGAGGCGGAAGAAGCCACGGCUGAGCUGCGGCAGCAAAAGGUCAAAGUGGAGCUGCAACUAGCACAAACAGAGCAGACAGCAGAGAUAUCUCUGAGUAACCAGGCCCAGCAGCACCAGGAUUCUAUAGAGCGGCUCAAGCGAGAAAAGGAGUCAUUGCUGGUGGCCAUGAUGGAAGAAAAGCAGGAGGCAGUCCAACGUAUAGAGAAGGAGAAAGAGGAGCUAUUAUCCGAGUGUGAGAACAUUAAGCAGAAGCUGAGUACAGAGAUUGUUCGCUUGCAAGAAGAGAGGGAAGAAAGUUUGCUCCGAGUGGAAAACGAGAAACAAAAGGCUCUGCUCCAAAAAGAAACUGAGAAGAAUACUUUGAGUGAGAGGCUGACGCAGACCCAAAGGGAGCUUUCUGACACCAAACUGGAGGCUGAGAGAUUUAGACGGGAAGCUCAGAUUAGGAAAGACCAGGACAAGGCAGUGCUGGACGGGGUCUCUUCAGAACUGAAAGCUUUGCAAAGUGAGUUUGAAGCUGCUGUGUCAGCUCAUUACAAAGAGAACAAGAGUCUAUGUGAACGUGUUAAACAACUGAGUCAAGACAAGGAAAACCUGACCAAAGAGGUGGAGGAGCUGAGAACCCAGCUGCGCUUAGCAGAAGAUGCCAGAGAUGGGUUGCGAAGGGACAUCAUUGAAAUUCAGCGCCUGCUGCGAGAGACAGAAGAGACAUGUGAACUACAGAGAAAGGAAGCUUUAGAGUUGCGCCGCGAUCUUGGCGACAUGACGCGUGAAAGAGAAACUCUGCAGAGAUCUAACACUGAACUCAGAGCAUCUAUCAAGAAAACUGAGACCGAGAGGAGCAGCCUGCAGAUGGCCAUAGAAGAGAAGAAUCAGCGCUUAGCCGUAUUACAGGAAGCCAAAUCUUGCAGUGAGCGGGAGGCGGCACAACUGAGAACUAGUUUGCGUGAGGUAGAGCGUUCACACAUUGAAGCCCGCAGACAGCUUCAGGAGCUGCGCAGACAGGUAAAAACACUUGGAGGAGAGAGCAGUCAGAAGGUGCAAGAAGUGGCUGAACUUCAGGCCCGGAUACAACAGGAAGAGCAAAAAGAGCAGCAGAGUCGAAGGGAGUCUCUUGAAUUGAGACAGCGUAUAACACAGAGCGAGGCUGAGAGAGAGGCUGCUCGCAGAGAGAUUUUGUCUUUGCAGCAACGUUUUUCAGCUUUAGAGUCAUCAUCUCGCCAGCGUGAGAGAGAUUUUGAGCAGAGGCUAAGUGAGAGUCGUGCAGGAGAGCAGCGUCUGCAGGAAGGAUGCAAGACACUUCAGGAGCAGCUGCAGCGGGGAGCCACAGAGGCGACCGAUCUAAAACUGAAGCUUGGGGCUUGUGAGACUCGGGUUCGAGCUUUAGAAACUGAACUAAAUCGGGUCCAGGCAGGCCGCAGGGAAGCGGAAACCCAGCUAAAUAGCCUACACUCAGCUCUGCGACGUACAUUAGGAAUCAGAGGCCGCAGCCCCUCACCUCAUAGAGGAAUGUCUCCCAGUAAAGGUCUUGACGGCUCUGUGAGCGCUUUCUUGGAUGGACGAAGGACACCAUGUUCACGAGGAGGGUCUCCUGACCGUAGUCGUUCUCCUUACCCAGAAAUUGAACCUGAGGGAGUGAUUGCAGCUCUUAAGGAUUUUCUGCAGGAUUUAAGGGAGACCCAGAGGGAGAGGGAUGAGGCUGGCAUACAGAUUGUGUCUCUACGCAGGCAACUGGAUGACAGCGCUAACCAUUGUGAGAGGUUGCAGAAUCAGCUGCAGAAACUGCAGAGGCAGCUGACCGAGCUUCAGGAAGGGCAUCAGAAAAUGGAGGAGCGUCUUGGCACCGCUCAUACAGAAAUGCGUCUGCUGCAGGACAACUUGCAUCAAGUGGAGAUAGAGCGACAAGCAGCAGGAGAGCGGGCCCUGAAACUGGAGCACAGCUUACGUGUCAGCGAAGAUGAGAAGAGAGACCUACAGGAGCGACUGUGCCGGGCUCGUAGUGAUGAAGGCAGGAAUGAGCUUGAGUGCAAGAGCCUAAGAGAAGUGCUUGAAGCCUCAGAGAACCGUGGUACUGACCUGGAACUAAGACGACGCUCUCUGGAGGGUGAACUAGAGAGGACGCGCCUCUGUCUCGCAGAGAGGGAAGCAGAAGUGCAGGCACUGCAGGACAGAGCACAUUCUUUGCAGGACCACCUAAAAGAGAGUGAGGAUAGGGAGGCAGCUCUGCAGAGGGAGGUGCAGAGGUUAAGCUUUGCAUUGACCAAGGCACAGGAUGGCGAGCGGCAGCUGCAGGAAAAGUCGCAGGGGCUGUCACAAGCUCUUGGAGAAGCAGCAGCUGGUAGAGGGAACUUGCAAGAUGAUGUGAAUAGACUGCAGGGAGCAUUGACGGCUGCUGAGCAAGAUAGACGAGUGUUACAGGAGCGGCUGGAUUCGGUACGGCAGGCAUUGAGUGACAGCAAGAGACAGAACUCACGUCUUACACAGUCAGUACAGGAGCACCAACAGCAGCUGGGAGAGCUGCAGCUAACCUGUAGGGAAUAUCAGGCCAGGUCAGAGGAGCUGCAGCAGGCUCUUAUCAAACACCAGCAGAGGGAGAACGAACAGGGUAUUGCACUUGUUGAGCUGCAGGAAAAAGUGAAGGCGCUGCAAGGAGACAAGACACAGGUCGAGAUCGAUAAACAGGACAUUCAGCAUUCUGCGACUCUUCUAGAGAAAGGGAACAACACAUUGAGAGCAGCUCUGGAAAAGGUGAAACGUGAGCAGCUGCGUUUAGAAGGGGAGACGCAACGACUCAACAUAGAGAAGGAGCAACUAAACCAAUUGGCAAUAUCCCUGAAGAAAGAGCUAACUGAGGCACAGAGACAGAAUCAAUACUUGGAGACACAGAUGACAGAGCUGGAACGCGCUCAUUCUCAAAGGCUUAUGGAAAUCAGUAUGAGACAUCGUCAGGAACUGGAUACAGAGGGUGAAAGAUUGCGCAUUACUCAGCAGCAGGCGGAAUCUACACUGGAGUCUAGAGAAAGAGCUCAUAGACAAAGGAUAAGGGGUCUGGAGGAGCAGGUAACCACACUACAAGAGCAGCUCGACCUGGAGGUGAAACGUAGACAGCAGACCUUGCGUUCUGCUCAUUAACAUCUACCUAACAUGGACACAAUGAAAGAAAUGACAUCAGAAUGUAUCGCAUUGAACUACUUGUAGCCAGAAUUGUCUUCUCUCCGAAAAGUCACAGGUUCCUAUUUGUACCAUGCACAAGUUAUUUGGUAUUCAGCAACUAAGGCCACUACAAAGCAUUGUCAGUAUAGAGGGAUUAAUCCUCUUUGAGUUUUUGAUCUUUUGUCAUAAAAUAUAUUUUAUGUGCACUAAAGUCAUAAAUGUAUUAUAGGGGGAUAUUCUUUUCUGGGGCAGAUUAAUAAUCACAUGAAAAGAAUUUAUAACCAGGAAUAAAAACGCUAUCUCGGCAGAUUGAUGUGCUCCUUUGAUUCAGCUGAGUUUUACUUUCAGUAGUGGCCCAUGAAAUAUUACAGUAGAUAACCUUUGUAUUACAAACUACACUUUGAAGAUAGGCAGAUGCCACCUACCCACAGCCAACAGCACAAUGACUACAGCUUAAGAUGUUUCUGUAGGGGGAUCAGUACAUUUGGUGUGUUUUUCCAUCUUCAGGUUUUCUGAUAUAGUUGUAAAUGCCAAAAAUUAGAGAUGAGUGAACUUACAGUAAAUUCGAUCCGUCACGAACUUCUCGGCUCGGCAGUUGAUGGC